This is a messenger RNA of Solea senegalensis (Senegalese sole), 673 nucleotides long. RefSeq names its product cytosolic acyl coenzyme A thioester hydrolase-like. The coding region runs from base 8 to 673 and encodes 221 amino acids. The transcript is spliced from 6 exons. Lineage: Eukaryota; Metazoa; Chordata; Actinopteri; Pleuronectiformes; Soleidae. The record is from RefSeq and is a predicted model, not a curated record. Gene Ontology annotation, cellular component: nucleoplasm; cytosol; extracellular exosome. Gene Ontology annotation, biological process: acyl-CoA metabolic process; palmitic acid biosynthetic process. Gene Ontology annotation, molecular function: long-chain fatty acyl-CoA binding.
CAGGAUCAUGCGUCCAGACGAUGCCAACAUCGUGGGCAACGUCCAUGGCGGACACAUCCUCAAGAUGAUCGAGGAAGCUGGUUGCAUCAUCAGCACAAGGCACUGCAACACACAGAAUGGGGACCGCUCUUUGGCUCUUCUGGUCCGGGUGGAGAAGACAGAGUUCCUGUCUCCUGUGUUCAUCGGUGAGGUUGCCCACGUGACAGCUGAGAUCACGUACACCUCCAAGCACUCAAUGGAGGUGCAGGUGAAAGUCAUGGCUGAGAACAUCCUCACAGGUACAAAAAAGCUGGCCAACAAGGCAGCGUUGUGGUACGUCCCCUGCUCGCUGCAAAAUGUCGACAAGAUUACGGAGGUGCCUCCCAUCAAGUAUGCCAGUGCAGAGGAAGAAGAGGAGGGCAGGAAGCGCUACGAGGGUCAGAAGAUGGAGAGACUGGAGACCAAACUGAGGAUUGAAGCCGUGGCGUCCCCUUCGCCCAACCCAGAAAAGCACACCGUUGGUUUCAGCCAGUCCAGCCUGAUCCAUCUUGUGGGGCCCUCUGACUGCACCAUACAUGACUACGUUAAUGGAGAUAGCAUCAUUGACAAGACCAGAGGACCCAAAUCGGCCACGGUGGCUCGCAAACACAUUACUGAACAGUACUGGCUCGACAUAGCCGCUGACAUGCAAUAG